AUGACCCAUGUAUUUAGAGAAUACAUAGGUGAUUUCGUUCAUGUAUACAUGGACGAUAUCUUCAUCUUCUCGAACUCGAAAGAUGAUCAUCAGAGGCAUAUAGGGCUCGUUCUGGACAAACUGCGCCAGAACCAGCUCUACCUCAUCGCAUCGAAAUGCGAUUUCUAUUCCAAGCGAAUGGAUUGUCUCGGUCACGUCAUAGACGAACGAGGAAUCCACGCCGACUCGGACAAAAUGUCCAAGGUCAGGAACUGGCCCACACCGAAAACCUACAAUGAGGUCCAACGGUUCCUAGGGCUAGUCCAAUACCUUUCGAGCUUUAUGCCUGACGUGUCAAUGUACUCGUCUGUGCUCUCGGGUAUGGUACGAAACGGGCGUGAAUUUCUUUGGCGACCCAUACACGACCAUUGUUUCCGUAUGAUACGUGAGAUGGCAUGUAAGUACCCUAUCCUCAAGCCCAUAGAUCCCAAGUCAAACGAGCCAAUAUGGGUCGUUUGCGACGCCUCCAUUUAUGGCGUCGGUGCUGUAUAUGGACAAGGAGAGGACUGGCAA
Molecule: messenger RNA, 552 nt
Organism: Stereum hirsutum FP-91666 SS1
Lineage: Eukaryota; Fungi; Basidiomycota; Agaricomycetes; Russulales; Stereaceae
Product: DNA/RNA polymerase
Exons: 1
Source: RefSeq, a predicted model, not a curated record